Molecule: messenger RNA, 2612 nt
Organism: Oryzias latipes (Japanese medaka)
Lineage: Eukaryota; Metazoa; Chordata; Actinopteri; Beloniformes; Adrianichthyidae
Gene: grhl3
Product: grainyhead-like transcription factor 3
Biological process (GO): regulation of transcription by RNA polymerase II
Cellular component (GO): nucleus
Molecular function (GO): DNA-binding transcription activator activity, RNA polymerase II-specific; RNA polymerase II cis-regulatory region sequence-specific DNA binding
Source: RefSeq, a predicted model, not a curated record
AGUUUUGGCCCUGAGAAGAGGGAAUCAUUCCACUUGACUCAUCGCUGUGUCAUUCUGUCUCUUUGACUGACACGGAGAAAGAGGCACAUAAAAGUUGAACCUAAAGGGGACUUUUCUGACAGAUCUGGACGGGAGACAUGACCAAGGAGACCGAGACUCUUGGAUUGGUCUUUAAAAGCGAGAACUUUAGCUUCAAUCCCUAUAUAAUGGACGCCUGGUCCUACCUGGACAACUCUGGAACUGACCCCAGUUUCUCCAAAACCAAACUUCAUUCAGGGGACAACCUGGCAGCCCUCACAAUGCUCCAGGAGCACUGCAGGAACCAGAAAGAGCAGAAAGCUGCAGUAUUCAACCGCAAUGGCAACGUGUGCAAGCCAAUAGAGAGCCAUCUGGCAAACGCAAACGAACUCCUGUCCAUGACCCACGCACAGGAAGUUCUGGCACCAAAGCAGAUCACCUCCAUCCCCAUAUCUGCCCCUGCUACCUCAGACACCUACGCCACACUGACCAGUGUUGUGACAGACAACUUUGACAAACAGGAGCUCAACCACAUCUUUGAUUCUUUGCUGCAGAAGUGGCCAGAAACUGGAUCUUUCACUGAUCCAAGUGCUGAGCCUCUUCCGUACGGCAAUCCAUUUCCUGGUAACAACGCCAGCCCCGUCUACUCAGCCUCUUACACCAGCUCCCCGGCAGAAAGGUUCAGGAACGAGUUUCAGUUUACGCUCGGAGCUCCUGCAGCUUCCCUUCACAAGCCCGGGGAGCUUCCAAUGGUGUACCUGAACAAAGGCCAGUUCUACCCCAUCACUCUGCAGGGGGGGGACAAUAACUCCGGCCACACUGCCACUAAAGUCAAGACCGUAGUGAUGGCUGUGUUUGAGAACGACAAAAGCCCAGAAAUGCAGCUCCGCUUCUGGAAUCACUGGCAUGCACGUCAACCAACCGUUAAGCAGAGGGUCAUUGACAUCGCUGACUACAAAGAGGUGUUCAGCGGCAUUAGCAACAUCGAAGAGGUGGCUUUCAACGCGCUGUCGUUUGUGUGGAACCCCAACGAGGAAGCAAAGAUUUACAUUGGAAUCAACUCCCUCAGCACAGACUUCUCCUCUCAGAAAGGAGUGAAAGGUCUGCCUCUAAACCUUCAGAUUGACACCUAUGACUUCAGUUCAGGAGCCAACCAGCUGAUCCACAGAGCUGCCUGCCAGGUCAAGAUUUUCUGUGAUAAGGGUGCAGAGAGGAAGAUGCGAGAUGAAGAGAAGAAAAGAUCCAAGAGAAGGGGAAAGACCGUUAAUGAUGCAAACACUUCCAAGUUGUUAGUGAGCAGCUCGGUUGGAAACGAGUGCACCUUCUUCAAGACCCUGGAUGACCACGUCAUCCAGCCAGUUCUCUUCAUUCCUGAGACACACCUCUCCAGCUUGCAGCGCAUCGUCACUCCCAUGGAUGACAUUGACAGGAGUUCUCUGAAGAGGAUGUAUCCAGACAGAGAGCAGAGCAGCUCUCCACCCAACAAACAGCCACGAAAAGACGACUCACAAAGAGUUCUGAUCUACGUGAGGACAGGCACAGAGGAGGUGUUUGACGCACUCAUGCUCAGCUCUCCCACAGUCUACGGCCUUCGAGAAGCUAUUUCAGAAAAGUACAGCAUGCAAAAAGACACCAUUGGGAAAAUCUACAAAAAAUGCAAGAGAGGGAUCUUUGUAAACAUGGACAACAACAUCAUUGAACACUACACCAACCAGCUGGCUUUUCAAAUCGAGAUCUCUGAGGUCAGCGGUCAGUUCCAAGUCACCCUCGUUGAAGUAUAAACCCAAUUCUUCUGAAGGAUCAAGCACACAGCUGCCUGUCAUGAUCAUCAGCAGAAGCACUGCCCUCUCAGGGACUAUCAAAGCUGUGGACUCUGCCAAAACCAGGAAGGGAACUGGGCCGAACAGAUAUCUUUGAAUUUUAAGAAUUUAGAAAAACAUGUUAAUAUUUGACAUCUAAUUAAGCCCAGUUGUUUUGUUGUUCGAAUUUUAAUAUUUUAUUACAAGCAAUUAUGACAAGACUGUAAAUAUCGUAAAUAGAUUUUAAUAUGACAGUGUUUUAUGAUCUAGCAUAUCUCUUUUUCUACAAAUUAGAAUGAAUUUCAACAUUUUUAGAGCAAGCAGUUUUUUUUUUAGAAUAUAAUUCUUGCUGCUUUUAAUGUACUCGUCAUUUCUCCAACAAAUCUAUUUGUGCAUUUUUUAUGCCCACAUUCUUGUUUUUUUACUAUACCAAGAGAAACCUCCUGUUUGUUUCAUGACUAAAACUGCCCAAUAGCCAGGUUGCAUUCAGAAACGUGUAAAGUCAGACAUUUCCACCGAUUAAACCACAUAUGAAUUAGUAUUGGCCAUUUAGCCCAAAGCUUUGGACAUUUCCUGUGGGUACCCCAGAAACCCCGAGGCCAGCCAGAAGACCUCCAUAGCAUGCAUGUGCACGUGUGUGGAAAACAACCAGGAUUUCAGCUCAUUUUUAAAGCAGUGCAUCAUUUCAAAGUCAAAAUGUAUCCGUGUUAUAUUUCAUUUUUAUGCCAUUUGUUGUACCGCUAAUGUUGGUCACAAAUGUCCCCUUUUUUAUGAAAAAUAAAAACUGAUAAAGAA